Molecule: messenger RNA, 1836 nt
Organism: Lepus europaeus (European hare)
Lineage: Eukaryota; Metazoa; Chordata; Mammalia; Lagomorpha; Leporidae
Gene: SLC5A8
Product: solute carrier family 5 member 8
Exons: 15
Coding region: 1-1836 (611 amino acids)
Biological process (GO): sodium ion transport; propanoate transmembrane transport
Cellular component (GO): membrane
Molecular function (GO): organic acid:sodium symporter activity
Source: RefSeq, a predicted model, not a curated record
AUGGACGCGCCGAGGGACAUCGGCACCUUCGUGGUGUGGGAUUACCUGGUGUUCGCGGGCAUGCUGCUUAUCUCGGCCGCCAUCGGCAUCUACUACGCCUUCGCGGGGGGCGGCCAGCAGACCUCCAAGGACUUCCUGAUGGGCGGCCGCAGCAUGACCGCAGUACCGGUGGCGUUGUCCCUCACCGCCAGCUUCAUGUCGGCCGUCACCAUCCUGGGCUCCCCCUCCGAAGUCUACCGUUUUGGGGCUAUGUACAGCAUCUUUGCCCUCACCUACUUCUUAGUGGUCGUCAUCAGCGCGGAGAUCUUCCUUCCCGUGUUCUACAAACUGGGAAUCACCAGCACCUACGAGUAUUUAGAACUUCGAUUCAACAAAUGUGUUCGUCUCUGUGGAACAGUCCUCUUCAUUGUUCAAACAAUUCUGUAUACUGGAAUUGUUAUUUAUGCCCCUGCCCUGGCUUUAAAUCAAGUUACGGGAUUUGAUCUGUGGGGUGCAGUUGUAGCAACAGGGAUGGUCUGCACAUUCUACUGCACUCUGGGUGGUCUUAAAGCAGUUAUCUGGACAGAUGUUUUUCAAGCUGGGAUCAUGGUGGCUGGAUUUGCAUCUGUGAUUAUACAGGCUGCAGUGAUUCAGGGUGGAUUCACCACUAUUUUGAAGGAUGCUUAUGAUGGCAGAAGAUUAAACUUCUGGAAUUUUGAUCCUAACCCAUUGCAAAGACACACAUUCUGGACAAUUAUUAUAGGAGGGACCUUCACGUGGACCAGCAUCUAUGGAAUCAACCAAUCCCAAGUACAGAGAUAUAUUUCCUGUAAAAGCAGAUUUCAGGCAAAAUUAUCACUCUACAUCAAUCUUAUUGGACUCUGGGCAAUCCUUACUUGCUCAGUGUUAUGUGGACUCGCCCUGUAUUCCAGGUACCGUGACUGCGAUCCUUGGACAGCCAAGAAAGUGUCUGCACCAGACCAGCUCAUGCCUUAUUUGGUACUGGACAUUCUGCAAGAUUAUCCGGGAGUUCCUGGACUUUUUGUGGCCUGUGUUUACAGUGGAACAUUAAGCACAGUGUCCUCCAGUAUUAAUGCCUUAGCAGCAGUGACUGUGGAAGAUCUUGUCAAACCUCACUUCAGGUCGCUCUCAGAAAGGUCUCUGUCUUGGAUUUCCCAAGGAAUGAGUGUGCUGUAUGGGAUGUGCUGUAUAGCAAUGGCUGCUCUGGCAUCACUAAUGGGAGCCCUAUUACAGGCAGCACUCAGCAUAUUUGGAAUGGUUGGUGGACCACUUCUGGGCUUGUUUUCUUUGGGCAUCAUGGUUCCCUUUGCCAACUCAAUUGGGGCACUUGUUGGUCUGAUGUCUGGAUUUGUUGUUUCUUUAUGGGUUGGAAUUGGAGCUCAACUUUAUCCUCCACUUCCUGAGAGAACUGUGCCAUUACACCUUGACACCUCUGGCUGUAACAGCACAUACAAUGUCACUAAUUUGAUGACAACCACAGAAAUGCCAUUUUCUACUAGUGCUUUUCAAGUACACAAUGCUGAAAGGACUCCACUGAUGGAUAACUGGUAUUCUAUAUCAUAUCUGUAUUUCAGCACUCUUGGAACUUUGGUGGCAUUAUUUGUGGGGAUAUUUAUCAGUUUAUUAACAGGAGGAAGAAAACAGAAUUUAGAUACUAAGUUCUUACUGACAAAAGAAGACUUUUUAUCUAAUUUUGAUAUUUUUAAGAAAAAAAGUCAUGUUUUAAGCUAUAAAUCUCAUCCAGUCGAAGAUGGUGGAACUGAUAAUCCUGCCUUCAGCCAUAUUGAAUUGAACUUCACAGAUCAAAGUGGCAAGAUCAAUGGGACUCGUUUGUGA